This is a messenger RNA of Orbicella faveolata, 748 nucleotides long. RefSeq names its product lysophosphatidylcholine acyltransferase 2-like. Gene Ontology annotation, molecular function: calcium ion binding; lysophosphatidic acid acyltransferase activity. Lineage: Eukaryota; Metazoa; Cnidaria; Anthozoa; Scleractinia; Merulinidae. Gene Ontology annotation, cellular component: endoplasmic reticulum. The record is from RefSeq and is a predicted model, not a curated record.
UCGCCAAAAUUUCAAAGCCAUUUAUUUCAAUUUUUCAAAACAUUUUGCUGUUAGGUGUUUAAAUCUUCCAGUGACUGGUCACUCAUUUGAGGACACUCUGCUUAUGGCAGCAGCUGUCAAACACGGCCUUCCACCUGAAGCGGGCAUCAUUGAGUUCAAGGUUACUGCAGGCAAACUAGGAAUAAACUUGGACUGUGUAAAGGAACAUCUGAAGAGGUUUGUGGUCCUGGAUUCAGAUAAGGAUGGUCGCAUUUCACUGAAGGAUUUUGCAAUGCAUUACAAGUUACCUCUGUCAUCACCUGUCAAAGAGCUAUUUUCAAUCUUUGACAGGGAAAAUCAAGGCGUCGUUGACUUCAGAGAAUAUUUGAUAGGAUCGGUUUGUUUGGUCAGGUUAGCAGCUAACAAGGAGGUGGUUGAUAGUGCAUUAAAGGUUCUACAGGAAUACAGCAAGCCAAAACAAAGUUUCAUUUGUGGUAGCAAACAAGAAGAUAUUCUGAAAAGCAUUUUAAAGAUCAUUGACGACACCUACUCUGAUAACCAUAACGUGAGGAGUAGAAACGAAGAGUUUCAAGACUUUUUGUCCAAUCAUGAUGAAUUAACUGUUUUACUGUCCAGUUUACUACCUCCUGUUGAAAAUCACGNUUCCCCUUCUCUUCAACUGAAGCGUGGAAAUUGUUUCAGGUUCUACAGGAAUACAGCAAGCCAAAACAAAAUUUCAUUUGUGGUAGCAAACAAGAAGAUAUUCUGA